UAAUUUUACUUAAUUUAAGGUUAUUAAAGGCGUUGUAGAACUUGAUGCGGGAGAGCAGCCAUCUGUGACAAAACAAUGAGGAAACUGAGGCUUUUCAAAAAGCAUGUCAACAUUGCCAGUGAUGAUUUUGUUUUUCCUGGAUGUUUUGAAAUCUUGAUAAGAGUUACAGGCCUCCUGAUAGUUUGCUUUGAGUUCCUACGUUACCUGAGUGACCUUAGUCAAGGUCAGACGGGUCACCUGGUGCAUAUGUAUCUGAUGGGAGUGAUCAUGUUCUUCACCAGUACCAUAGUGUUAGACGUGUUCAUUGUGAGAAUCAGCAUGCGGGGGACAAUAGUGGACGAUAGACCAAGACGUAACAUCAAAGUCUUCCUGUACGUCAGGCUGUUUACUCUUGCUGCAGAGUUCUUGUGGACAAUUUUAGGCACUCUCUCCAUCCUGCUACACCUGCCAGAUGCGCUCUCACAACCUCGUGUGUACUGGAUAGCGUGUCUUGCUGUGGUUGGCGGUUGGGUAACAUGUUUUAUACAAGCCAUCUUCAUUCUCACCACAUUUGAGUUCACCUCUGCUGAACAUAAGCCGGUUAUCUCCAAACAUGACUGGGAAACAAGAUGGCAGAAUGUCCUGUGUUGUCUGAAUGCAGAUCAAAACAAGCAUGUUUUUACAACCCUGGCGCAGUUGUGCUCCCAUUUAUUUAAGAAAGAAAAGCUAGUGGGUAGUGAUAUAUUGACAGGCCUGAUAUUAGUCUACAACAAACAACAUGACACCAGACGACAGCUAGAUGUGGUAGAUGCUCCUUUACUCAACACUCGACUCAGGUGUGCUCCACACAAGGUAGCAGAAUCCCCCUCAGUUCCACGCAAGCAGUGGAUGACAGUAAGCGAGGCCGCACACUUCAUGAAAUACGCGCUAGGAGGCUAUGGCUGGUUUUAUUUCAUAGGACUAAACAACCCAGUCGUGGCAUCAUUAAAGCUCCUGCCCAUGCUUAAUUGGUUUCGUAAGCCACCAGACACGCAGAUAGAGGCUGACAGUAGAUUGUGUGCCAACACGGCAGCCUUUAUACUUCAGACUGGUACACAACAAGAGAAUAUUGUCUGUGCUUCCUUCCAUAAUGAGGUGUAUGCCAUUCCCUACUAUGUGAGCAUUGACAAGGACAGUCAGUCUGUGAUAGUUUCAAUCAGAGGAACUCUCUCCUUAGAGGAUGUGUUGACAGACCUGGUGGUAGAGAGGGCGCCGGUGUGUUUUGGUGGAGUGGAGGGAUAUGUCCAUACAGGGAUGUACCAGUCUGCCAAGUAUAUACGCAACAAGCUCAUUGCAGAUGCCACACUCGAUAUUGCGUUCCAUAGAGCCAAGGGCUACCGCCUGGUAAUCACAGGCCAUAGUUUGGGUGCAGGAGUUGCUGCCCUUCUCGCCAUGGAAAUGAGGCCCAUGUACCCAAAUAUAAUAUGCUUUGCCUUUGCUCCACCAGGGGAACUAGUCAGUGCAAGUUUGUUGCCAUACACAGAGGAGUUUGUGUGUUCGGUAUCUCUGGGCUAUGACGUGGUACCAAGGCUAGGACUUCUAGAACUCUCGAGACUGAGGUUGGACAUCCUAUAUGCCCUCAGAAAUUGCAAUCUUCCGAAGCACAAAGUGAUAGCGGGAGAGAGUAGAUGGCGCAGAUUGUUCGGCACAUUUAAGCCAAGUGACCCAGAGGCUAACCACUUGCAGAACACCGAGCUGGGCUCAUGGUUUGAUGAACUGAUACAUCAAGAAGAAGUGGAGAGAGACAGAAUCUCAUCUGUGUACACACCCUUGUUACCCCCCGGCCAGAUACUACACGUGCUGGAAAAAUAUGAUCCAAAUAGACGCUGGAAUGCAAGCCCAGACUAUUACGCAGAAUGGACAAACUGUGAUACAUUCGGGGAAAUCAUCCUCAGUAGACGAAUGAUCGCUCACCACUUCCCUGACACUCUGCUGGAAGCAUUGAGACAGCUAGCCAAACACUUGGACUUGGAAUCAAAAAAAGACUCUUGAUAGCAGUGAUAGAUAUUAGCUAAAUAUGAAAGUCACGAAUCUGAAUUAAAGCUGCACUCUGACAGAUUGACAGUUUUGACUUUUAUAUAAUUGUUUGUCUUUUUAUCAGCUGAGUCUGGCAUCAACUGCCUUCAAAUCAGUUAUAUAACUAAACCUAACUGACUAAAGAGCAUAUAUUUUCGAAGGUAAAUAUUUAAAAAACUGUGAUCUGCUUUUUUGUCAGCAGUCUUAUAUAACUAGUUAUCAGAUAUUAAGGCAAAAACUGGCUCAUUCCAAGACAAAAAAUCAAAAAAAUCUCAAAAUGAUCAAUCUGUGAGAGUGCAGCUUUUAGCAUGUGGUCUGGUAAAAAAAAAUCUCAGCUUUGCUAUAUGUUUAUAUAUUGUGACGGUGUUGAUUAUAAUCUUUCAGUUAUUUAAACAUUAUUAUAUGGUUUUCAGGCUUGUUCAAGAAAUGUUUUAUUUCAAAUUGAGACUGUGAUGAAGCAAUAGUCCUUUCCAGAGAUAACUGUUUUUAGUUGGAUUUUGCCACAAAUUGCUACAUUCCCAAAUAGUUUGACUAGCAAUGUCAUCAGUGUUAAAAUUUGGAACUAAUACCCGGUAACUAAGAGACUUGUAGACGAAAAUAUGCAGUGUAAAACAUGGUGAGAAGAAUUAAGGCCCAUUAUCUGAGAGAAUUGAGUGCUGCACUCUCACAGAUUGACAGUUUUGACAACUUUUGUAUAUAAUUGUCUUGGUAUGAGUCAUAUUUUGUGUUAAAGUGACAAAAUUAAUGAUAUAAGGCUGCUCACCAAAGAUCAGAUUGCAGCUUGCUAUAUUUACAUCCAAAAAUUACGUUUUAUUGCUAAAAGCGUUACGAACACUUUAAGAGAAUAUGAAAAAUUUAACAGAUUUCCUUACAAUUUAGAUCCGUUCUAUUUUGUGUUUUCUCACAUGACUGAAUUGAAGGCAUUGGUGCCAAAAUAAGCUGAUUCUGAGACUUUUUAAAAAAAAGAAGACAAAACUGUCAAUCCGUGAGACUGCAGCUUUAGCGAAGAUGUGUGUAUACGUCCAUUGUUUGCCAACAACAUUAUUAAGCCCCACACUAAAUCUCAUCUUAGGUGACAGGUCGAUGAAUUCACUAAGUGCCAAAUGAACAAAGUUGUAAACAGUAUGAUGAACAUCUUCAAAUGCAACCGUUUCAUUAAACGUAGGUAUGUUGUCUUAGAAGUGCGAAAGUUUGUCUCGAAACUUCCUGAAAAUUAAUACUAUAGUACUGUGCAAAUGCCAUUUGUGUAAUGUUAUGUUAUAAAGGCUUGUCAGCAUAUGAGAUAUAAGAAUGCUGAUAAGCCCUGCUUGCAGUAAAUGGGUAAAAUUAUUUAUGUGCAUUGUCGCAACUCAUUAUAAUUAUAAUGCUGUGAAAAACUGUACAGAGGUGCUUGCUGUAUUAAAUUAUAUUUUUUGCUAUUUCAUGACAAUCUUUUAUGACAUUAAACUGCUUUUAAACAUGACAAGCAAUUAUAAAUGUUCUGAGAAAAAAAUUGUUGACGUCUGUUUUACAAGUAAAUAUUUUAUUUCUGUUUAAUUCUAAAAUAGACAAUCCAAGAAUGAUAAAUAUUUUCCCUGAGAAAAAGUUGGACUUUCCAUGAAUGGAUAGGCUAUUAUUAUUAUUUUCCUUGAUAAAUUGUAAACAUUAUCUGACUGGGUAUCAGUUUAUAGACACAGUGUAUAAUGUUCUUAAAAUAAAGUUAAGAUGAAUGGUACUUUAAGAUCACAUUGUUUACUUACUAUUUUAAGAUGUUUAACUUGUAGUCUUACAAGGAAAAAAAUAGCCCCUCUUCCAAAUAAUGACCUGGGAUUGUGAUAGACAGUAUACAGGAAGUUUUUGUCGUGUUGACAUAAGUUUGUGACCUAGUGUUACUGUUGUCAUUAAAAACUAAUCCCACAACAAUUUUAUGAUAUAUUAAUGUCUCCGCGCAUAUCUGCAACAAAGGGACACUGUUUGAUUUUAAAGUUGCACUCUCACAGAUUGACAGCCUAGACUUUUAAUUAUUAUUUGUCUCAGAAUCAGGUUAUUUUGGUACCGAUGCCUUCAAUACAGUCAUAUAAGCUCACAAUAGAACAGAUUUCAAUCGUUUGGAAACUGCCGAAAGCAUUCAUAAGCCAUAAAACAUUCAUUUUUGAACGUAAAUUUGAAAAACUGCCACUUAUCUUUAGUCAGCAGUCUUCUAUCAUUGGUUUCAAGACAAUUUUACGUAUUUUUUGGCUCAUUCCAAGACACAAAAAAAAGUUUUCAUAAAGGUCUAUCUGAGAGAGUGCAGUUUUAAGUACUUGUCAGUCAUAUUUUGAAUAAAUCUUGUUUGGCAUAUACUGGUAUGCUUUUAGUGCCUGGUGCUAAAAAAGUGUAUUUUAACAUAUUCUAUUAAUGCUGUGACCCGGUGAUUAUAUUUGCAGAGAUGAUAAGAACAUUAUUAAUUCUAAAAUAACAAUGAAAAGCUUUCAAUAUCAGAUAGCGGUAUGUUUGUAACGUUUGUUUUUUGCUGUUAUAUUGCAUUGAAAUUGUAGGAAGUAACUUAAAAUUGAAACAGGGAUUAGAAAUUUGAAACUGGAAGUAUGAACUUCACAACCUGAGUAAUGUUGAAUGUUUUCUUCGAAAUGUGGAAGAUCAAGUCAUCUUAACUCUAAAAAUGUCUCAAUUUUCAUACUAUUCUGAUUUAAAAUAUCACUUUCUGCAUGUAAAAAAAACAUUUCAACAGAGGAAUGUUCAAAUGUACUGCUUCAACUUGAAAACUGAAAAGAUUUAAGAUUUUGAUAUUUUGAACUUAGAAGCCUUCACUUUGGGAAGUUUUAACUUAAAUGAUGGAUGUUUCUGAAAAUUAAAAGCCCAACUUUUAGGGAGUAAUAUCUUACUUACUUCUUGAACAGAAGCCCUGUGAAUAUACAUGCAUCUAUAUGGCUUUGAAACAAUUUUAUAAAUGAUAUUUAAAGCUGCACUCUCACAGAUUUACCGUUUUUACAACUUUUUUAUUUUUUGUUUUGGAAAGAGCAAAUUUUUGCGUAAACAUCUUCAAACCAAUAAUAUAAGAUUGCUGACAAAAAUCAGAUUGUAGUUUUCAUAUUUCUGUUCGAAAAUUAAUGUUUUAUGGCUUAAACCGUUACUUACAGUAUAAGAAAAAUGUCAGCAGUCUUCUAUAACUGGUUUCCAUGGAUUUUCGCAAAAAUUGGCUCGUUCCAAGACAAAAGAUAAAAAAAGUUGUCAAAACGUUCAAUCAGUGAGAGUGCAGCUUUAGGCCUCUUAAUUCUCUCUCAGCCCUGAAUCCCUCGUACUAAAAGUGAAUUUCCAAGAUUGGUAUUUUUGUUUGAUUGUCAUCCCAGCAGUUGUAGUUGAAAUGUAUAUUUUAGUAACAACUUAUGCAUAAGUUUUUAACAGAUUUAUAUGUAUAUAUGAAAUGCUAUUUAUUUUGUCAAUAAAUGCUAUUUAUUAUUUUCUCAUGUGUUGAGUGAAAUUCAUUGUUUAUUAGAUAAAUGCCAUUUAAGUAUUGUUAGAUUUUGUAUGUUGCAAAAAAAAUGUUUUAACUCAGUUCUUUCAUGAUUUCUUUAUUAUAUUUUACUAAACCUCAUCCUCAUUUUAAAACACUGAAAUUAGCAAAUUAUAGCAAAAUUACAAAAGCGUGUGCACUUGUUUUUGUCUUUUUGUUCUUAUUUCUAUAUUUGACUAAGACAGCUAGUGUACUUGCUAAAAUAGAAACACUGAAAUUCGCAAAUUAAAGCAAAUUCACACGCUUUCUUUAACAUAAGAGUACCUUUGUAGUUGAUUUAUCUUUAGAUUUCAUGCUCUCCCAGCCUGGGCUCCUCUGAGUUUGUUUAGCGGUCACCAAGCUGGACAAGUGGGUUUUCUACGGGUACUGACUUGUUUCACCCACAACAUAAGACCACACUCUCACGAAAAAUCGUGCCAAUGAAAGUGACUUCGUAUAAGUUAUCAUAACUUUCUACACAAUCGUUGUAAAAUAUAUUAUGUUUGGAGUAACAAUAUAUGGAUGAUAUAAACAGAAUGGGGCCAUCUUAUGAAAUAUCAAUAAAAAAAAUGGAUCUUAAAGAACAAGGAUUUCAGUUAAAACAGUGAAUGUCACAUUUUUACCAAAAGUCCCAAUACAUGAAUUGAUAUGAUGUUUAUAAUAUAUUUAGUUUUGAAACUUUCCUUAGUUAUUUUUAGAUUUCAGUCUGUUGCCUCACCGUGAAAUGUUGGCUUAUCAGCUAAAUGCUGAUUUCAUGCUUUAUUGCUGCCUUGAAUGCACUACAGUGCGUUUUAGUGAAAAGUCUCAAAACCUCAAUAUUUGGUUUCAUUUUUAUUUUUUUCCUUGUUUUUUUUUUUUUGUUGUUGUUUUUUGUCAUUUUUAGAUUUAUCUCAUUUUUCAAAGAAGUGUUUUAACAUCAGACAUAUCAUGUUGUUUGUUUAUUUCCUGGUUUUAUAUUUUUUUAUAUUAUUGAUUGACAUCUAAGGUAACAUUUUCAGUGCUGAAGUAAGCUGUCUUUAUUCCAUUAACUGACAUAAUAUCCUUGUCGCAGUUUUUAAAUGGAUUUGUUUUUUGUUUUUUAUAUAUUGAAUUAUUUUAUUAUAUUUGCAACAGAGCUAUUACGUAGCAUGUCUUUCACUUUGUAUUGUUUGAUAUUUUACUUAGCAAUAAAAUUUUAAGUUUUAG
Mya arenaria is the source of this 6688-nucleotide messenger RNA. RefSeq names its product diacylglycerol lipase-beta-like. NCBI's taxonomy places the organism in Eukaryota, Metazoa, Mollusca, Bivalvia, Myida, Myidae. The record is from RefSeq and is a predicted model, not a curated record. The coding region runs from base 76 to 2010 and encodes 644 amino acids. The transcript has 15 exons. Gene Ontology annotation, biological process: lipid metabolic process.